CUCUCUCUCUCUCUCUCUCUCCCUCUCUCUCUCUCUCUCUCUCUCUCUCAGACGUCUCUCCCGGUUUAGUCUUAUUUAUGAACGUUAUUUACUUGAAUCCGAUUCCGCGUGCGCUGGAGAUGUUCAGGAGUUGUGCGCUUCCUGUGCGCGCGCGCUGAGACCCGUGAUGGAUGAAGGAGUUGAUUAUUGUGUUGGUCAGAAGAGGUCUUAGCAGGAACUUCAGAGGAAUAAUAAAGAGAGAUGGCGAGCGACCGUACAGCCAUCCUGACUGACGAUGAGGAGGAACAGAAGAGGAGAUAUGUCCUGGCUGAACCAUUUAAUACCUUGUCACUGGGGACAGUAAACAGCACUCCACCCAGUCAAACACCAUCAUCUACCUCCAUGGACUCCCCGCCUCCUCCGACCUCUUCCAGUACAGACUGUCUGGAGCGGAUGUGCAUGAGAAUAGACGAGCGUCUCCUGAUCUCCAAGAUCUUCUAUUUCUUCUUCUACGCGGCAUACGGCUCCCUGCAUCCUCUCCUGGCUGUCUACUACAAGCAGCUAGGCAUGACUCCGAGCCAGAGCGGUCUCCUGGUGGGGAUCCGCUACUUCAUCGAGUUCUGCAGUGCGCCGUUUUGGGGUAUAGUAGCUGACCGCUUCAACAAGGGCAAAGCCGUCCUGCUGUUCUCUGUGUUCUGCUGGGUGGUGUUCAACCUUGGCAUCGGCUUCGUCAGGCCAGCAGCCAUGACUUGUGUAGAGAACAGUAAUGUAACAGCUCCUCCAAGUUCCUCCGGAAACCACAGCAGAUUCCGUCGAGACCUCGUAGGGAAUUUGUGGAGCAUGCCAUUGACAUUUCAGACUUUGACUGGGGAACAUAGCCAGCUCAUUCGAUACGUAAGAAGUGAUAACGCAAGCACGUCACUCUCCACUACAGCUACACCUAAACCGCACACCAUCAUUUACGACAAAAGCCAAGUGGACACCAUCUUCCUCGUGAUCCUAGUGGUGAUCAUCAUCGGUGAGUUCUUCAGCGCUCCUGCAGUGACCAUCGUCGACACCGUGACCCUGCAGUACCUGGGAAGGCAGCGUGACCGCUACGGCCUCCAAAGGAUGUGGGGUUCUCUAGGUUGGGGUAUAGCCAUGUUAUCUGUAGGCAUCUGGAUCGACCACACACACCUCACCCUGAUCAUCCAGGGGGUCGGCUGCACCCUGCCGGACUACAAGAACUACCAGAUCGCCUUCAUCGUCUUCGGCGUGCUGAUGACUGUAGCCCUUAUAGUUGCGACGCAGUUCCGCUUUGACUCCCGGUUUGGAGCUGAGAUGUCAGAACCGGACGUGAAGCAGCAGGUGGAGAUCCCUCACGUGGUCCAGAACACAUCCAGCAUGGAGGAAGUCCCGGUGUGUCCCAGGCCGAACAACCCCCCUAGGUUUCCAUUCAAGGACAUGUUCCGUCUGCUUUGUGGGAUCCGGUAUGGCUCUGUGCUCUUCGUGGCCUGGUUCAUGGGUUUCGGUUAUGGCUUUGUGUUUACUUUCCUGUACUGGCACCUGGAGGACCUGAAAGGGACCACCACGCUCUUCGGGGUGUGCUCGGUGCUCAGCCACGCCUCUGAGCUCGCGGCCUACUUCAUCAGCCACAAGCUAAUCGAACUUGUCGGCCACAUCAGGGUCCUGUAUAUCGGGUUGGCCUGUAACACCGCACGCUACCUGUACAUCUCCUACCUGCAGAACGCUUGGGUUGUCCUGCCCAUGGAGAUCCUUCAAGGUCUGACCCACGCGUCCGUGUGGGCCGCGUGUAUCUCGUACCUGAGCGCUGCGGUUCCUCCGGCUCUGAGGACGUCUGCGCAGGGAAUCCUGCAGGGCCUCCACCUGGGGCUGGGGCGUGGCUGCGGGGCCAUGAUUGGAGGAGUGUUCGUCAACUUCUUUGGUGCGGCAGAAACAUUCCGAGGUUUAGGAAUGGUGUCUCUCAUCAUCCUGCUCAUCUUCGCACUCAUCCAGAGCCUCAUCGGGCCAAGCGACAGCAGGAGAGGCCAGAUGCUGGCUGAGAACAUUCCUGUACCAUCCAGUCCUGUUCCCAUCGCCACCAUCGACUUGGUGCAGAACCAGAGGCAACCGGAGAUGAGGGUCGAGACCAACAGCACCAACACCAACACCACGACCAACACCACCGGCACUGCUGCAGCUCCUGCUGCCAAGAACAAGUAUCAAGAAGAGCAGGAAGACAUGAGCAAGCCGGCGUGGGUUGUGUCCACGUCCCCCUGGGUCAGCAUGUCCUACGCCCUUUACCAGAUCAAAGACAUGGUGUCCUCCAUCAGGAGCAACCAUCCUGCAGGGGAGCCCCGCCCACAAGGGGAGAGCAGUGAGCAGGUGUCUACAGCGCCAUCUGCUGGAGAACCUCCUCCAGAUCCUUCCACCAGUGCUCCAGUGCAGAUCUCUUCACCUGAUCCUCAACAGCGUGUCCAAGAUCGCCCCAUCUCGGAUCAUCCUGUCUCAGAUCGUCCUGUUCCCGAUCCUUCCGUCCCUGAUCCUUCUGUCCCAGACUCAAGAGGAUCAUCAGAAGAACCACAGAAGAUCUCAGACAAAGCACCGGAGCCUGCACCAGACUCUCCUCAACCCCUCCCCAAUCCAUGACCUCUGGAGUCUAACAACACAAAAACUGCUUUAUCUUUUAUUUUAUUACUUUAUAAUGUAAAUACAGAGUACUGUACGAUGGUUGGGACUAAAAGCUCAUGUUUUUUGAUGCAGUAAAUGCGAUUUGCACUGCCAGGCCAGGCCCAGGUUUGUUCAUUACGACGCACAGAAAACAUUAUACCCUGUUGUAUUUAUCAUCUCACGCCACAACACCAUGACACAACAUUCUCCAGAAAUCACACGCUCUGCCUUCAUGAAGCUGCAUUCAUUCUUCACGUUAACUGACAGCGCACAUUCCCAAUACUGAGCAGUGAAACACUGACAAUAGCAGGGACAAUGAAUCCUGUGGCACGUGUUGGCCGACAUUUCUUUGGUUUUUGUUCUACUCACAGCUUUAACCUAAGAUUGAGAUGGAAUAAUAAUAAUAAUAAUAAUAAUAAUAAUAACAACAAUAAUAAUGACCUCAUUAACUGUGUACAGAAAUAUCACAAAGAAGCUCAGAAGGAAUUAGCAGAGAUCGUUGCUAGUUCUAUUACCUUGCUUUGCUAAUCUAAUCUGAGAACAAAGCUAAUACGAAGCCUUUUAGCCAUUAACGACUAAUCCUCCCACCGAUUGACCAGUACUUUGCUUAAUUUAACCAGUUAGCAUUGCAAGGUAUCUAUAGCUAUUACUAUUUGCUAAUGUUUUUUAUUUUUUUAAUGCUGCACAGGCCACACAAUCAAGAGACAAACUACAAGUGCCAGACAGCAAAACAAACAUGGAGGACAAAGUCUUCAUAUGGUGAAUGGAA
This is a messenger RNA of Hemibagrus wyckioides, 3397 nucleotides long. RefSeq names its product major facilitator superfamily domain containing 6b (gene mfsd6b). Gene Ontology annotation, cellular component: plasma membrane. NCBI's taxonomy places the organism in Eukaryota, Metazoa, Chordata, Actinopteri, Siluriformes, Bagridae. The record is from RefSeq and is a predicted model, not a curated record. The transcript is spliced from 7 exons. The coding region runs from base 241 to 2607 and encodes 788 amino acids. Gene Ontology annotation, biological process: antigen processing and presentation of exogenous peptide antigen via MHC class I.